UGUAGCUACUCGCUGCCGUCUCGAGACGGAGGGAAGUGCGGAUGCAGCCGAGCGUUGAGCGGAGGACAAGUGCCGCGCAAUACCUUUGGUGUCGGAGGCAGUGAUACAAUUUACACUUUAUUACCACCUCAUUACCACCUCACCGCAAAGUCAGCGAAGAGGAGUUCCUGCGGCUCCCCACAUUUCCUCACCCCGGAGGAGUGGCCCCCCUCACCUUCCCCGGCUAACGUCUCUGCGGGGAGAUUGACGGGAAGCCACUUGGCAGACUUGGAGGAGCUUUGCCCGAGGCGACACAGAGCUCACAUAUAGAGCCGGGCGAAGGACGUGAACGCCGCGUCCACCAUGGAGGUCGGCAGUACUUCGAGGAAACUUCCUCUGCUCUCGUUCACCUUGCUGUGGGGGCUCUCAGGCAUAUGGGCCCAGAUCCAGAUGCCCCAACCCAGCAUGGAUGUGAUCAAGGGUCAGAUGGUGGUGCUGAGGGCCACGUACAGCCCAGGGCCAGGCAGCGACCUGCGCACCAACACCAUCCUCUGGAACUUUGUCUCCAACAGCACCCAGCUGAUCAUCGCCUACACCAAAGACUCCACGAGCGUGGGCAGCUCCCAGUUUAAGGGCCGCGUGGGUUUCUCCUCCAGCAUGCCCUCACGCGACGUGUCGCUGUACAUCAACAACACCCAGGAGUCCGACUCAGGACGCUACUUCUGCCAGGUCAUCAUCCCCGAUAAUCCCGGCCUCACUGCUGAGCUCAGUCUGGACGUGAAGGUCCCUCCCGGGGUUCCCAAGUGCUCUCUAUCAGGGAAGCCGUUGCUGAAGGGGAACGUGACUCUGAGCUGCAAAACCAGCUCCGGGAAGCCCGUUCCCCUGUACAAGUGGAAGAAGACCAGCCCCAGCUCGGAGGUCUUCUUCUCACCCAUGCUCAACGAGAAGACCGGCACUCUGAAGCUGAGCAACCUGAGCAGCAACAUGUCGGGGAAGUACGUGUGCACAGCCAGCAACUCAGCCGGGUCAGAGAGCUGCUUCAUCAACCUGGAGAUCGUCACCUCCACUAAUGUGGGGAUGAUCGUCGGCGCCACCCUGGGCUCAGUGAUUGGCUUCAUCUUCCUCCUCCUCUGCCUCCUUUUCCUGGUGAAGAGGCGGAGAGACAACGAGGACGACAUGGCCAACGAAAUCAAGGAGGAUGCUCAGGCUCCCAAGCGUGUGUCCUGGGCAAAGAGUGGCAUGGGUUCAGAUAUCAUCUCCAAGAAUGGCACCCUGUCCUCCAUCGCCUCCAGCCCGCACCACAAAGAGCCCUCCCACAACCACAACAACCACCACCACCUGCAGCAGUACCCCCAGCGCCCACCUUCAGACACCGCCUCCAUCAUCACCGCCACGGGCAGCAUGGCCGGCUACCGGCCGUCCCGCCACCACGGAGCCUCCACCCCCACCCACUACGGCUACAACAACAGCACCACCCUGCCGCGCGGACAGGCCGUCUCCUCCGAGGGCAGCACCAACGGGAGCUCCCUGCCCAGACCAGAGCGCUACACGCAGCUGCCCCAGGCUCAGGUGCUGCCGCAGACCUACAGCCAGCCUCAGCUGCAGCACCAGGCGGCUCCCGUCCCGCCGCCACUGCCCACCUCCACGGUCACAGCCUCCAACAUCGCCCGCAUGGGAGGGGUGCCCAUCAUGGUGCCUGCACAGAACCAGGCUGGAUCUCUGGUCUAACACCUGCCAGCUCUGGCCCAACAGUGCUGUCGACAAACAACAGUGGAAGUCUGUCCCUCUGCACUCUCAGAAAGGCUCGGCUGCUUUAACUACUAUUUUAGCAGAAUUACAGUAGAUGAAAAUGUCAAAUCCACUUAUUGACGCUUGCUUUCGCGCCAGGAAGCUUUCGUAGUAAGACUUUCAGACACAGACUGUUUACUAUACUCAAGUCUUUUAUAUUGUGUAUGCACUGCAUACAUUGCAAACUAUGUAUAGAUAUAAUUUUCAUACAUACAUUUGUCCAGUAUCCUGUUUUCUACCUUAUCAAUGCAUUUCUAUUUUAUUUGUUGUAUUUUUUUUCUUCAAUUUUUGCUAUUAAAUGUUAUAUUAUAUUUACUAAUUCCACAAAGCAAAUGGGCCAUCGUGGUGUGUGCAAGUCUCAUGGAUGAACAUUCAGAUUAAAUAUGAAGAUGGUUCUGCAGAUCUUUAAAAACGAGCUAAAGGAGAAAUGAUCCAGAUAGAACGGGUUCAAGCACAACGUAUGAGUUCUAUUCAGAGGAGAGAAUGUUGAUCAGAGUUAGUGAAGAACUGGGUGAGAUAUAUGAAGAUCUAUGUCUUAAUGAGAAUAUGUCUACAGCAGAAAGAAAGACAAAACAACAUAUAUAUAUAUAUAUAUAUAUAUAUAUAUAUAUGACUAAUCCUUUUCUUUUUUGGCUUUACUUCUGUCGGUGGUUCAGCUUAUGAAAUGCUCUUUGCGCGAUUCUUUAAACACAGAUUAGUAAAAGCUUCUUAUAAUGAGCACUAUUCAGAUUUGCAGUUGGGUGACUUUGCAAAAACACAAGUCCAAACUUUUAAUCAUUUUAAAGUUGCCUGCAGAAUUGAAAUUGUAAAUAUGAUAUUUAUUUUCUGAUUAAUGUGUAGCUUAUUGUUGGCCACAGCCUGUAUGGAACGUAUAAUACAGGUCAUAUGUUUGCCUGCAACACCGGAUACUGAACCAAAGAUACACAGGACGACUGUCUUUAGAGGUCUUUAUAGUGCAGUCAGUGGGGAACAACCUGUUUGCAUCAACAUGACAUGGAAGCAUUUUGACCCACAGGCUCUAGAGUUACAGACCAACCUUCUCCCACAUUCAAUCGGCAUUGCAAAGUAACAGUAACAGGAAGCUGAUAUGAGUUCCUCUAAAUCAAAAGCACUGAUUGUGAAGAUGUUUUUAAGACUUGAUGGUGCCUAGUGAUCAGCUACCAUCAGGAGAAGAUGGAGGAGAUACACUAUUCCUCCGUACGGGGAAACAUUACAGGAAUGUGAUCAAAAGAAAAAACGAUUACUGUUAAUAGAAAGCACUGGAAACUUCCCCAGGUGAUCAUUUACAUAAAAUACAUUAUAUUUUGGUAUAAGAAGUUCCAGAACGGAAAUCUGAACGUUGAAUUAAGCCAGGUUCCAGAUUCUAGUUUCAUUUAGUAGAAUAUUAGAGUGAAAUGUUUUUACAGAGGUAAUCUCUUUGUAUCACUCCAUAAAUCAGAAAAUAGAAACACAACAUUCGGCCAUGUUUAUAGACAUCAAAUGUUGUAUAAAUCAGGCUAUGAAUGACCUGUGUAAAAGCUUCAGAAUAUAGAGGAAUGACACUGGAAGGUUGGGUUUAUGGAAGUGCUUUUAAAGAUGUGUUUUGUAAAAUGAAUACAUUUUAAAGACUCUACAGAUGAAAUAAAUAACUAAUAAAUAUCAA
Messenger RNA from Anarrhichthys ocellatus (wolf-eel), 3409 nucleotides. RefSeq names its product endothelial cell adhesion molecule a (gene esama). Gene Ontology annotation, biological process: homophilic cell-cell adhesion. The coding region runs from base 343 to 1707 and encodes 454 amino acids. The record is from RefSeq and is a predicted model, not a curated record. Gene Ontology annotation, cellular component: adherens junction; plasma membrane. NCBI's taxonomy places the organism in Eukaryota, Metazoa, Chordata, Actinopteri, Perciformes, Anarhichadidae. Gene Ontology annotation, molecular function: cell-cell adhesion mediator activity. The transcript is spliced from 7 exons.